Molecule: messenger RNA, 1658 nt
Organism: Bactrocera dorsalis (oriental fruit fly)
Lineage: Eukaryota; Metazoa; Arthropoda; Insecta; Diptera; Tephritidae
Gene: Osi2
Exons: 5
Coding region: 92-1363 (423 amino acids)
Source: RefSeq, a predicted model, not a curated record
UGCUUGCGGUCGCUUGACGUUGGCACAGUUCAUUUGUAGAGCCAGCAGUGCAAAGUAGUGGUAGACGCGCGCAACCGUCGAAGGAUAUUUUAUGAAAACACCUAAACGAUUACAAGCAACAACAAAAGCAAUGACAACACGAACAGAAACUCACCUAAGGCACACUUGGCCCGCGCUGGUGCUAAUUUCGGCCUGCUGUGUUGCGCUUGCGGCCGGUCAGGGACUGCGUUUGCCCGAUCAGCAACCUCAACAACAACAGCAACAACCUCAACAACAGCAAAAUGUUCAACAGAUUUUCGCUCCACAGCCACAACAAUUACAUCCACAACAGCAACAGCAACAACAGCAGCAGCAGCAGCAGCAAUCGCCUGCUGUGAGUUAUGGACAGGAGCGCGGUUUGGGCUCAGCUUUCCUGAGUUUAAUUGGCCUGCAGCAGGAUAACGACCCCUAUUUGGCGCGCACAAAUCAAAAUUGCGUGAGCGGCGAUUUAUCCGAGUGCUUCAAGACACAAGCGCUUGGCAGCUUCGAUGAAAUUUUCUAUCGCGACCAAUAUGCCUUGUCUGAUUUCGCCCGCGUCAUUCGUUUGCCUGAAACGCAGCAACGUUCACUUUUGCAGGAGCCUUUCGAAUACUCUCAGGAACCGCGCAACGAGGAUAGCGAUUGGGAUCAAUUGGUAAAAUACGCACUGAGACGUGCUGAACGCUUUGUCAAGUCCACGGCAUUGGAAGUCGACGUUCCUGAGGAGCUCACCGAGGCGGGACGCUAUUCUGCACGUUUCAUUGGUAACGACAUUGACAGUGAAUUAGACAUCAUUGAGGAUAAGCAUGCGCCCGUCUUCAGUAAGUCGCGCUCCAAAACAUCUCGUAAGAAGUUGAAGAAGAUGAUCAUCCCAUUGUUGUUGGUAUUGAAAAUCUUCAAGCUGAAAUUGUUACUAUUCUUGCCCUUCAUCCUCGGCAUUGCUGGUUUGAAGAAGAUACUUGGCUUGGCUGCUAUCAUACUACCCGGUUUGUUCGCUUACUUCAAACUAUGCCGUCCACAAGGUGCUCCCGGUUUUGGCGGUGGUGCCUUCUCCGGUCUCUUUGGCAGCAAAAGUACCUUCCCCGAGUACUCACCACAAGGUGUGGGCUCAGCCACUUACUACCAUCAUCAUGAUCACUACGAGGGCGCAGGCGCUGGACAUGGUCAAUUCUAUCGUCAGGAUCCCUCCUUUUCGAAGCCAUACACAGAUUACUACAGCAAGAAUUACCAAACUGUUGGCAACGGCGGUAAUUCUGUAAGUUUCGGUGAUGCUCACGAAGCCGCUUACUCGGGGUAUUAUGGCCGCAACACAGGCAAGGAUAUACAGAGCGAGCAGAAGAGUUAGAGGGCGACGAAACCUGCCGAGCACCGCCAUAUUCCCUUUGCCAUCCCAGUGGCACGACUCUUUGAAGUUGUGCUCGCGUUUUUGUUUUCUUCUAAGAGUUGAGUUUUUGUUGUUUUCAUUGAUUUUGUUAUAUGCUAGUGCGUGUUUUCACCGACUGUUGAAUUGUAAAUAUUUUAGUUGCUCAAGCACUAUUUAGCUUUAGUGUUGGGCUCUCAUGCAAUGUCCUAGCUAAUUAUUUAUUAACCUACACUUAUGUAUUGAAUGUAUUUUAUAUGAAUAAAUUAUAAGCCAUUUU